Molecule: messenger RNA, 3783 nt
Organism: Arvicanthis niloticus (Nile rat)
Lineage: Eukaryota; Metazoa; Chordata; Mammalia; Rodentia; Muridae
Gene: Dctn4
Product: dynactin subunit 4
Cellular component (GO): dynactin complex
Source: RefSeq, a predicted model, not a curated record
GGUGGGUCCAAACCUGGGGAGCGCACGCGCACUUAAAUCGCAAAGUCCCGCUGGGUCGGCUUAGCUUACGUCAACGACUACGUAAAAGACGUAGGAGACGCGGGGAGGGAAGCGCCGGGCUGUGUCACGUGACGGGUGCGGCGGGCGUUGGCUCCUCCCUCAGCAAGAUGGCGUCCCUGCUGCAGUCGGAGAGGGUUCUCUAUCUCGUCCAAGGAGAAAAAAAGGUUCGGGCCCCACUCUCACAGCUCUACUUCUGCCGCUACUGCAGUGAGCUUCGAUCGCUGGAAUGUGUGUCGCACGAGGUGGACUCACAUUAUUGUCCCAGCUGCUUAGAAAACAUGCCAUCAGCUGAAGCCAAAUUAAAAAAGAAUAGAUGUGCCAACUGCUUUGACUGUCCGGGAUGUAUGCACACCCUUUCCACCCGAGCAACCAGCAUCUCCACACAGCUUCCAGAUGACCCAGCCAAAACCACCAUGAAGAAAGCCUAUUACUUGGCCUGUGGAUUUUGUCGAUGGACGUCUAGAGAUGUGGGCAUGGCAGACAAAUCUGUAGCUAGUGGUGGUUGGCAAGAACCAGAAAAUCCUCACACACAACGGAUGAACAAGUUGAUUGAAUAUUACCAGCAGCUUGCUCAGAAGGAAAAGGUUGAACGAGAUCGCAAGAAACUGGCACGUCGAAGAAAUUAUAUGCCUUUGGCUUUUUCGGACAAGUACAGUCUUGGGACCAGGCUUCAGCGACCACGAGCUGGUGCAUCCAUUAGUACACUUGCCGGACUUUCCCUUAGAGAAGGAGAAGACCAGAAAGAGGUAAAGAUUGAGCCAGCUCAAGCCGUCGCUGAAGUGGAACCUCUGCCUGAAGACUAUUACACCCGACCAGUGAACUUAACCGAGGUGACCACCCUUCAACAGCGCCUCUUACAGCCUGACCUGCAGCCAGUCUCUGCUUCACAGCUAUAUCCUCGACAUAAGCACCUUCUGAUCAAACGGUCCCUGCGUUGUCGGAAAUGUGAACACAACUUGAGCAAGCCAGAAUUUAAUCCAACAUCUAUCAAAUUCAAAAUCCAGUUGGUUGCUGUCAAUUAUAUUCCAGAAGUGAGAAUCAUGUCAAUUCCCAACCUUCGCUACAUGAAGGAGAGCCAGGUCCUCUUGACUCUUACAAAUCCAGUGGAGAACCUCACCCAUGUGACUUUAUUGGAGUGUGAAGAGGGGGACCCUGAUAAUAUCAACAGCACUGCUAAGGUGGUGGUGCCUCCCAAGGAGCUCAUCUUAGCUGGCAAGGAUGCAGCAGCAGAGUAUGAUGAGCUGGCAGAGCCCCAGGACUUCCAGGAUGACCCUGACAUUGUAGCUUUCAGAAAAGCCAACAAAGUAGGCAUCUUCAUCAAAGUCACCCCACAGCGUGAGGAAGGGGAAGUGACCGUGUGCUUCAAGAUGAAACAUGAUUUUAAAAACCUGGCUGCCCCCAUCCGCCCAAUGGAAGAGAGUGACCAGGGCACAGAGGUCAUCUGGCUCACUCAGCACGUGGAACUGAGCUUUGGCCCUCUUCUUCCUUAAAACAAAGUUACCUGGUGGGCAGAUCCCACCCACAGCUGUUAUCAACACAACUCUAACAGUGUGGAAGCUGCUGCUUCAUCAGUCAUGUUUAUAAAGAUGUACCCAUCACUACUGAAUCCUGUGGAGUAGAGGCAGGCUGGGGUUGGGAGCACAGGGUAACUGAUGUUGACACCAGUAAGCCUGUGUCUCUUUGAGCUCUGCACGUUGAGUAACAGCAUAGCUCCAUCCCAGUAAAGGAGUGGCUGCUCCUCAGAGAGGCGUUAGAUUUCUCCUAAGAAAUGUGCUGUGUACCUGUCACAGUUUGACAGAAAACCGUAGGAUGGUAAUCCAGAGCAGACCUUGUCUCAGUGCGCAGCAUUGGUCUCCGUGUUCCAGCGGCUUUCUGCAUUCCACUAAGGAGAAUCCUGUAAUAACCUUUCAUAGCCUUGGCUUUCUCUUUGCCGCUGAUCUCCAUUUGACAGAGCAGUAGGACUGUCAGUGUGUCUUUAACUUUGUGAUGACAGGGCAACCUGUCACUUUCCUAAGGCACUUUGUUUCUUCCAAAGGAACACAGUAUACCUGUCACUGGGAGAAAACCUUUAUGUAUCUCACUAUCUGCCCUUCUCUAUUCUGUUUUCUGUUUGUUUGUUUGUUUGUUUGUUUGUUUGUUCUUCAGAUAGGCUCAAUCCAUCUAGCUCUCGGUGGCCUGGAACUCAACCUGCUAGGAUUAAAGAUACUUGCCACCAUGUCCAGCUUGCUGCCCUGUUCUAUAAAUCAAGGAAUUGCUCUAACGUUGGGGUUUUUACAAAGAGCCAGGACAGUGUGUAUGUACACUCUGCUACAUCACUUCUGGGAUGCAGAAAACAUUUUAAACUAGACUUUCAGCAUGAUCCAAACUAGUGUUCUUUCCACUGAGUUGAAGGACAAAUUGAAUCCCUUAAAUUCAAAGCUGGACACAAAGAAAAAGAACCUUUCCCUUCCUGGAUAUAAGACUGUGUGUGCUGUCUGAAGUGAGACCAUUUUGAUUGUAAGCCAUAGAAGUUCAGCAAGUAGCCUAACUCUAAACUUGCUGCUUUUCUCAAAUACUAACAGUGAGUCGCAAACCUUAAUUUCUGUGAUGUUUUCUAAAAUCAGAGUUGACAGAGUAGACCAGCUGUACUUUUCCUUAAAGUACUCCCAGUGUGUGGCCAACAGACCUUGGAAGAAAAAGUUGCUGUUUACAAACCCUGCUUUGGUUUUCAUUUUAAGUCUCUGGGGGUAUUUGUAUUAAGGAAUAUAUAUCUGGACUACAGAUAGAAAAUAGUCUUUGUUAGUUCCACUUAAGAGAAACCACUUAGGAAGCUAUUGAAAGACACUUUGUUCUUUAAAGAUCUUAAGAUCAAGCCAAUUUUUUGAAACAAUAUUCCCACAGAGUAAUAUAUGUACUAGAGUGUAAGAAGAAAAUACUGAUCUCUGAUACUAUGAGAACAAUAACUGUUUGCCUCUUAGAAGCUGGAGCUGAAAGUUGGGUAAUUUCAAGUUUCAAACUAUAGAAAGAUGUUUUCUGUGACUCCACAAAGCCUCAAGUUUAUGCCUACCAUGAAACCACUAUUCAGCUUCUUCUAGGGGUGGGGGUGGUGGUGGCAUCAAAGUGCAGAUAGCCUCAGUUGUCCACAUAUUGUGGGGACUGGCACAGUUGUCUGUCUGUUUGCCUUUAUGCAGUGACACUGAUACAAUAAGGAAAACAUUGAAGUAAUGGGGGCUUUUCUCUCCUGGGGGACAAACACUUGUGGGUUUGUUUAGUUUUUGUUUUUUUCAAGAAGUCAAGUUAACUUAUAAAUACCAGGUGUUGGCUGUUUCAAGGUAAGUUUAGUGCAAGCUGGUCUUGUUUGUGUUCUUAGAAAAGGUUUGACACUUGGUGGUGGUGAAUUAGAAAUUUUGACUGUCACCCUUUUUGUAUUAGAUCGGGUGCAGGGUUCUUAUUACUAGUCAGUGUGCACCAAGACACAAGAGUCAGGCGUCCUUAGCACUUGAAACUAAAAUUUUGGACUCUUGAGGCUAAGUUACUUUGGGUUUGUGAGUUGAUUCACACUCAAAUUUUUCUUUUGUUCCAAAUACAUGUUAUAGGCAUACUGCACUAAAUACCCUUGCAUCUUUGUAAUGAGCAUCCUUCUUGGUCCCUUUGCAGGGUGAGAGGCACUCCUUGACUUAUGAAUAACAGGUUACUGUUUUGCCUUAUUGCUUAAUGUAGUGAAAUAAAGCAGACAAAACUCAA